AUCGGCCCUACCACCACCACCGCCGCCGACCUUACUAUCAACAAUACCGUUCCGCCGCCGCCACCGCCGAUGGCGACGGCGGCGGCGGCGGCGGCGGCGGCGUCAGCCCCACCGAUGUGGUGGGCCCCAUGGAUAUGGCCGUGGGGAAUUAUAUCACCGUCGACAUCGGCCCCACUACCAUCGCCGCCGUCGACAUCGGCCCCACUACCAUCACCACCACCACCAUCACCAUUAUUGCCACAGCAAUAUACAAGACCUCCUCGCUGGCAACGUGGAAGUAAAAAAUUCAAAAAAAGAGGCGGCGGGCAAAACCGCGGGAGAGGCCGUGGGAGAGGCCGUGGGAGAGGCCAAAACAUAUAUAUUACGUACCAGUAAAAAAGCACCUGUCCUGGGACAAAAACCUCGCGCGCGUACAGUUGGCGCGAGGCACUACCGUGCCUCUUGAUAUAUUUUAAUUAACAACUGUAUAUAAUAUUUUAAAAUAAAUAUUAAGCAUUCAC
This is a messenger RNA of Monomorium pharaonis (pharaoh ant), 500 nucleotides long. Its product is annotated as PHD finger protein rhinoceros-like. The transcript has 3 exons. The record is from RefSeq and is a predicted model, not a curated record. NCBI's taxonomy places the organism in Eukaryota, Metazoa, Arthropoda, Insecta, Hymenoptera, Formicidae. Bases 70 to 375 code for a protein of 101 amino acids.